Molecule: messenger RNA, 2106 nt
Organism: Penicillium macrosclerotiorum
Lineage: Eukaryota; Fungi; Ascomycota; Eurotiomycetes; Eurotiales; Aspergillaceae
Product: putative C6 transcription factor (OTam)
Exons: 2
Coding region: 1-2106 (701 amino acids)
Biological process (GO): DNA-templated transcription
Cellular component (GO): nucleus
Molecular function (GO): zinc ion binding; DNA binding; DNA-binding transcription factor activity, RNA polymerase II-specific
Source: RefSeq, a predicted model, not a curated record
AUGGCCACCGUCAUCACGAUCCAGCCCUCUGCCACGGCGGGUGCGACCCCGGCUUAUUCUCAGAACCAUCAUUCGCCCGAUCCCCUUCGUCGUCGCCCUCCUACUUCCAUCUCCACCCCCAAUACGCUCUCGCCGUCCCCCGUCUCCGUCUCGUCUACCCUUGCUCGUGUUCCCGGCCGGGAUGGAGCCAGCUGCGACGCCUGUCUCCGCCGAAAGAGCCGCUGCGCAAUGAAUGAAAUGGUCAACAAGUGCUACUCCUGCGAUUUCCACCGCCAGGACUGCACCUUCACCUUGUCCGCCGGCUCGCCCGAGGGCGUCCCCAAGAAGAGGAAAUUAGACGACGCCGCACAGGACCAGGCAAAUUCAGUGAAACGACCCUCUACCGUCCAAGCAUCACACGCCGUGCUUGACGCCGACGUCCCCCGUCCGCAACACUCCCACGCGAUGAUUCGCCCAGGUUUCUUUAACCAGACCACCCAGCACAUUGGCAUGACCACCGAGCUGGAGCCCGCGCUGCUGGAGUAUCUACCCCUGGACGAGUACGACGAGUGCACCGUGUCUGCGUCGCGCAUCCGUCGCUGCGCUGACGACUGUACCUUCAUGCGGGUCGUUGAUACGGUCCCAAUUGGCGACUCGCAGGCCGUGUCGCUCGAUGCCAUUGAGAGCAUGGUUGCGCCGUAUGGCUCGACCUUGAUCGAAAAGUUCUUCGAGCACGUCCACCCAUCAUUUCCUAUUUUGAUGGAGGAUGCGUUCCGUCAGUCUUACCGAGAGCGUCGGCAAUUGUCUCCAUUGCUGCUGGCAGCGGUAUAUGUGCUGACGCUCAAGUUCGUGGAUGUCGGCGUGUCGUCACAAGCAGUGCGGCGGCCAGAGGCGUCGCGCCUGGAGAGCACGGCCCUGAAGCUGCUCACCGAUUCGUUACCGUUCCCAAGCAUCUCAACAAUCCAGGCGGGUCUGUUGUUGACGCAAAAGUCAACACUGGCCACGGCCUCGCUCAACGGCCAGCUGGUCACUGCCGGCUUCGAGCUCGGCUUGCAUCAGGACUGCUCUACCUGGCGCAUGAAGACCUGGGAGAAGGGCCUGCGGAAACGUCUGGCCUGGGCCCUGUACAUGCAGGACAAAUGGUCCUCCCUGGUGCACGGCCGUCCCUCGCAAAUCUUCUCCUUCAAUUGGACAGUCAAGGAUCUCGUGGAGCAGGACUUUUCGGAUGCCUUCCUGUCCGGCACGGACUCAGCCCACGAUGAGGCUGCAGUCGGCCACGGUCCUCUGCUGUUCUGCCAUAUGGUGGCCCUGACCACCAUUUUGUCGGAUAUCCUCGAUCGCUUCUAUACCCUGCAGGCGAGCGAGGAAUUCCGCGCCGCCGGCAACCAGCGCACGCGGAUCAUCCUUGAAAAGGCGAAGCCGGCCCAGAUCCGUCUCAAGGAAUGGUUCUCCUCACUUCCUGCCGCUCUCAAAAUGGAAUCCUCCAGCGGUGAGCUGGUGGAGACCAUCACCGACGAACACGCGCGCAACGGUGCCCUGCACCUCGCCUACUUCGCUACGGAGAUCACCCUCCACCGAUGCAUCGUGCGCUCACUCGCCAGCGACGGAACCGACUCCUAUCUCGCGCACAUCUGCCGCUCCGCCGCCAAAACCCGUCUGAUCUCCGCCAUGGACUUCGUGAACCGCCUCCGCCCCGCGCACCUGCGCUCGUUCUGGCCCGCCUCUGCGCGUACGAACUUUUCUCUGAUCGGUUCGUUCGGCAUGCUGCUGCGGAUCAGCGCGCCGACCAAUGAGGAAGCUGAGUUUUACCGCGUGCGGCUCUGCGAGUACCGCUGGACGCUGAGCGUCAGCCACAAAAACGCGGAGUUCAUGGGCUUCGCGCUCGAGAGUCUGGACCACGCCACAAUGCUGGACAAGCACGUCCCCGAGAAGCCCACCAUCGACGAGCUGAUGGCCCGUUCGAGCAAGCAGCCAUCAGGGCCUUCGGGACCGGGCUCGCGCUCCUACGACGACUCCAUGGGUGAUGCAGAUCUGCCCGGCGGUGCAUCCUCGUCGGUGAUCUCGGGCCUGGCAUCGCCUGCGACGUCGGUCAGUGACGACGAAGAAAACGAUAUGUCAAUGCUAUAG